This is a messenger RNA of Sphaeroforma arctica JP610, 2993 nucleotides long. RefSeq lists its product as hypothetical. Gene Ontology annotation, biological process: protein O-linked glycosylation via mannose. The transcript has a single exon. Gene Ontology annotation, molecular function: xylosyltransferase activity; glucuronosyltransferase activity. The record is from RefSeq and is a predicted model, not a curated record. Bases 71 to 2077 code for a protein of 668 amino acids. NCBI's taxonomy places the organism in Eukaryota, Ichthyosporea, Ichthyophonida.
CACACGUUGACUUUUUGUAUAUGAGCCCACAGACUGUACUACUUCUUCUCACAAGAACAACAGUCGAUUAAUGUACAUGGCAGGAAUGAAGAUCAGUAUUAGGAGCCUAGCGCCUACGGGGUUCCACAUCAAGUAUAAGUUCACAGCAUUAUUUCUUAAAUGGUGUGUAAUAGGUGCUGCCAUAUUUUGUAGCAUGAGUUUGCUCAAUCACGUAGCAAGUGAUGGCAACAAUCUUGGCAUGUCCGUGUCCUUAUGGUCUACCACAAACGAACAAGAAAGGCCAUUUUUUGAGAAACAAGUCGCACAUAAUAUAAAUAUACCCAUGGUAGAAAAUGCAGUCGGGUUAGUUCCUAAAGUGCCUGAUCCUCUGACAAUGGUAGACGUGGCAGAUGAGGCAGAAGACGAGGAAGCGUUAAUUUUACAAGUACAGCCGAAACCACGUGCAUACGAGAAGCAGAAACCACACAUGGUUAAAGAGCAUUUGGAAGUGUCUCAAGAACUAAAAAAAGAACGGGCAAUUAAGCUACAAGUGCUUAUGAAGAAACAUCAGCACGCGUAUGUGGAGUACAUGCGAUCACACGUCUAUCAAAAACGGCCCACUCCACGCACAAAGCUGCAAAAACGCAAUAUAUAUAUGAGUUCCAUUAAUAAGUUUCAUAAGAUGAACUGUCCCAACCAUUUGCCGGGCAUGGUGCGUGUGGCGGGUAUGCCCAAUAGAGGCUAUUGCUUUGGAACAGCCAAGAUAGACGGAAAUCGGGUAUGUGACGUAGUAGAUGUACCCGAUUACAAAGUGUUGAGCGGAGAUGCCGAAGAAGAGGGUAGGGAAUACGAUGUUCAAACACUGUACGGCAAGCAAUUCGCUUAUAUCCCUUUCUACAGCCGGAGCACUUUCACUAGUGUCAAUAGACAAGCGAUGGACCGAGACGGGAUCACGAUAUCCUCGCAAGGGUCAUGGAACCGAAUUAUGAAUUUGAAGCAUCUGACGCAAGUGUGGGAAGGCCCAGUGUCAUUUGCUGUGCUUUUGGAUGAUGAAGAGCAGUUGAGCGAGCUAGAUGCUGUGGUUAAGGAGGACAGUCAACUGAGAGAGUUUGCAGAUAUUCAUGUGGUAUGGCGCUUAGACCAUCGUAUGGAUGAUGCUGAUGCUUUCUACCCCAUCAAUAUGAUGAGAAACAUUGCCUUGCAGACUGUCGAGACUUCGCACGUGUUUGUAUUAGAUGCGGAUGUGACACCCAACGCUCCCAUGAAUACGUACACCAAGUACGUUGCGGAUGCCGAUGUAGCCAUUGGCAAUCAGAAAGACAAGUCCCAGAUUGAGUGUAAAGGUCUGGAUGCGUUUGUACCGCCAGCCGUCGAGAUGUCUGCCACAGCGCUCAAGCAAUUAUACGAUCAGAACGGUGACAAUGGGUCGAUUACUAAGAAGCAGGUGAUCAGCAUGUUCUUCACAGGAGAAGUGCUUCCCAUGCACGUAUACUUUGGGCCUGCAUACGCUCCCACUAACCAUCAGGAGUGGGCUACAUCGAAUACCGUGGAUGAGAUUCCAUAUCUAACCCGCUUUGAACCCUACUAUAUUGCACGCAUGCCCAUUCCCCUGUUCAACGAGACCUUUGUGAAUCGCGGCGGCAACUUUGCGCAGCAAGUGUACGAGAUGAGUGGGGCCGGGUACAGAUUCCAUCGACUGCCAGAGGCCUACGUAGUAGAUAUUCCUCACACCAAAGCCGAAAAGGCCGAGAAAGAAGCUGAAAAGGCCGAGAAAUUGGCAGCGAACGAGGCAGCAAAGGCUAAAUUGGAAGGUGAGCAACAGAACGAUACCGACGGCGAGGAAGAGAAGAACGAUGAGAUGGUUGAGGAUAACAAUACCAAUCAGGUCAUGCACGAUGAAGGAUUCACGGAGAAGCUUUGGACCGACUUCUAUCUGUAUGUCAGCCAUAGAUACAGGCACAACAUGCCAACGCCAAUAGUGAGCGAUUCGCCGUUCAGAAGAUACCGCAGAGCACAGGAGAAGGUAUUGAAUGUGCUGUGGCAGAUUAAUGGGGGUACUGAGACUGACGAGGAAGAGCUUGUGGAAAUGUUGAGGUGAUAAGAUAAUAACGUAAUUAGAAUACAUACUGAUAGUAUGUGUAUCAACCAUGUGAGAGCAACUACUACAGCUCAAAGUCGAGAAUUACCGGCAAAUAAUGCGAGGUAUCCGAUUGUACGAAUGCACCUCAAGUGUGCUUAUGCCUUAACGAGUUCAAAAAUAACUCAGAGUGGCGAACAAAUAUAGUAUGAAUAAAUUUAAUAGUGGGCGAGUGGGAAAUCUCCACUGCCUUCUGAGCAAAUGCACUUGACAUGCUGCAAACGCAUACUCUGGAUAUAUAUGUAGAAUUGUCGCUUUGUACAUAUAUGCAGACCCUACAAACACACAAGUCGCAUAAGCCUAGGGUCCCAAUAGUUCACAAAUUAUAUAUAAGAUACAUAUAUACUUCUGUUCGAGAGUAUAUUGUGGAAAUAUAAAAUCAAGCAGUCUCAAUAUAGUAUAUUCCACUUUUCGAGAUAGAAAGUACGCCGAAUUGUGCAUAGUGACAAACAUAUGUUUUGUGUAAAACAAAAGUUCGCAAAAGUAAAAGCACAUAGUAGUAAAUUGGCAAAUUAUGUCGAUUAUAAACGUUUCAAGUAUGUUGACUGCAUAAGCACAUCCACAUCAAUUUCUUUGACGAUGACUGUAUUGUUAGACAGUAACAUAAAGGCGAGAAAUCUAUACCUCGAUAAAGAUAUCAUAUAAUUUUAUGCAAGAGAAAUAAGUGCAGGUUGGAGAAUACAAUAUCAGCAGCAGAUAAGACUAACAAGCUUGAAAGCGCAAAUCUAACACUGUGCUGUAUUGCAAUUUUAUAUAUUGUGCUAUAGUAUACGAAAGAUUGAAGAUAUAUUAAAAGUUUUUAUUGUACGUGACUUAUGCAACAUAAACUUCAUGUGCACAUAUUUGCACAAAAGAGGACGCCGUGAGUGGAAGUCGU